Aegilops tauschii subsp. strangulata is the source of this 1164-nucleotide messenger RNA. NCBI's taxonomy places the organism in Eukaryota, Viridiplantae, Streptophyta, Magnoliopsida, Poales, Poaceae. The record is from RefSeq and is a predicted model, not a curated record.
AUGCUGGUCCCGGCGCCCUAUGAAGCGCCAGAGAAAAAGGUCCGGGAGAAGGGCAAGGAAGCCAAAGAUGGCUUCCGUUGCAAAGGUACUUCAGAUGGGGUGUCCAGAGAGAACGAAACCCAUUCCUCCGAGGAGGAUGAAGACGAGGAGGAGGAAGAGGAAAACGAGGAGGACGAGGCCGACCGCACCCUUUCCCCGAAGGGGAAGAAGAAAAAGAAGAGGGCGGCCUCCGAAGAACCGGAGGCGGAGGCUUCACUGUUAGCGGCGACCGCCCAGGCCGCUAAGGUAUCCGAACUGAAGCGUCAGCUGGGACUGGCCGAUGAGAAUCUCGUCCGCAUCAAUAAGGGUUUUGAUGAGGCGCAGGGUAGCGCAGCUGCGGUUGAGGCCCUUAGGGGUGAACUUGCUCAGGCCCAGGAGCAGGCAAGGGUGAACAAGGUGGCCGCUGAGAAAGUGGCCGAGGACUUGAAGUCCGAACAGGUUAUCCGCUGCCAGUAUGAGGAGCGGAUAGCCGAAGUAGAGAAGGCGCUCAAGGAUGCUUCCGACAAGUAUAAGUCUCUAGAGGAGAAGAGUAAAGCCCACGAGACCGGCCUCGCCGAGGCCCUUAAAGAGGCCGAGGAGGCGCGGACCGAAUCCCAAGCGGCGCGUGAGGAGAUAAAGCAGGCCAGACAAGUAGCGGCUGAUGUCCUUGUGGAUCUUCCGGAGAGCGCUGCUGACGCGGCGCGGUUCUUCCAAGCCCAGGAGGGGCAUGCGAUGGAGAAACAAUUCUGGAGCCAGUUCGUGGCACGGGAGUGCCCCGCACUACUGAAUGACCAGAUGUCGCAGUGGGCCGAGCUGCAUAGGAUGUCCGACGCAGCUAUGAGGGACGUCAUAGUCCGGCUGUGGCCGACUGAACCCGUUCCUAGCAGCUAUUUUGGCCUAGUGCGGCGACUUGUUGACGCCCUGCCCCGUAUUAACGCGGUUAAGCGUUCGUCGUGUAUAGAAGGUGCGCGACUGGCUUUUGCCCAUGUCAAGAUGCACUCGGCCAAAAUGAAGGCUGCAAGCGUGGCCGUUGAAGGUCCGCCCAGGGACAAGGUCCACCGUACGCCUGAGCGCUAUUUUGAGGACGUCCUGGAAGGCGCCCGCUUAAUAGAGGGACAGUGCUCAAAGGACAUCUUGUUCGAAUGA